Messenger RNA from Morchella importuna, 1398 nucleotides. RefSeq lists its product as uncharacterized. The transcript has 8 exons. The coding region runs from base 1 to 1398 and encodes 465 amino acids. The record is from RefSeq and is a predicted model, not a curated record. Lineage: Eukaryota; Fungi; Ascomycota; Pezizomycetes; Pezizales; Morchellaceae.
AUGGAGCCUACAGCACCGAAAACAAAUGAUCAAAAUCAAAAACCAGAAGAAUCAAAAGAUCUAAAGAAGGAACUACAAGAAAUACGAGAACUACAAAUAAAAAAGUUUGAGCCUGAACCUUCUCGUCCCUCUACACCUCCGCCCCCAUACGAUCCUAUGGGCGAAGUACUUGACGGCGUUUUAUAUGAUAUCGAAGUCAACCCCGCCAAUGGAAACUACAAUGACAUUGACGAAUAUCGUCAAGAGGUCGACAGCUUCCUCCGCCUACUUUUCCGCAUAGAUAGGGCCAGUAACGCAUACUCAAAGCUGAAGUAUGAUUCUCACAUCGCAAUACCUGACGAUAGAGGAGAAGCUAUUGUAAGGAUAAAAUUCGUCUUAUCUCCUCACGGGAGCACAUUCCACAGCGCCGCCGAAGAUUUUUGUAAUCUUAUGUUUCACCAGAGGUCGGGGCCUAUCACUAGACCCCUGACGUCUUUAGAGAGAUUGGGCUUUUCUCCACUAUCACCAAUUUUCCGCCAAUAUUGGACAAGGGCGUUAUACCACAGCUGUGCCCAACUAGGUCCGGGGUUCUUCACAACAUUCCCUGAAGCCAACACCAAUCAUAGGCGAUGGCCUAGAUGGGCAAUGACGGUGCAUUUUCUCUUUCUGGAAUUGGGGGGUGUAUUGUGUUUUGAUUUAGUCUUGAAAUCGAUGGCGAGGGCCGGUGUACAGUCUCUAAGCUCUUGGGAACAGAGUGAUUCCAAUCAGUUGACAGUCGCUUCUAAUGCUGCGGCGCGUUAUUUCAAGAGAUACAUAUCCGACAUGUUAUCUUCUCCGGUGAACAGGCAAAAUCAACUUUUUGAAACAGAGGCUAGGCAUUAUCAAGCACAGAUUCAUUCUGUAUUCACGGAAUUAGAGAGAUUAGGAAAUUACGACUUUAUGGCGAGAGAUACAGUCACCAUUUGUAACGAACUAUACGGGGCUAUUGAAUCUUCCUGCAUCAUAUUUACCGCAAAUCAAGAGAUGUACGAUAUGCUCUUCAGCGCGCAGAUAACAGGAAAAUUUACACUUCGGUCAAAGUUACUCAGGCUGGGAGACAGAUUGAAAGCAACUGCGGCCAAAAAAACCCACAAAGCAGUCAAUCUCAAGGUCAGAAGUUCGUUGAAUAUAUCCUAUGACGUUCUUAGGGCAAUUCAAAUCCUGCAAAACAGGGAGCAAAUUCUGAACGACUUGGAGACUGGGACUCGUCCUUUUACCGAAGAUCAAGCCUGGUGGAUCAGUACGGUCAAUACUGGCCAAGAGAUCGGUUUCGAUAUGGCUAUGGUGAGGAGCUAUCUACUUAUACAGAGGCGUCACUUAAUGAACAACUAUGAAGAGAUUGAGCGUUUGGUACCUGGGCAGCCACUGGUUACUGUAUGA